AUGUCAUCUGAAACAGCUCAAGUUAGCUCCUUGCCACUUCCACCACUGCAGUAUAUAAAUUUUUACACUGACGAUAAUGUUCGAAGGAAUAGGGCUCCCCUGCCACCACGUCCUAUCCAUGAUUCGUAUCAAAUGUUUGGCCACACAUUCAAUGCUGACGACACAAUUAUCAGAUCCUUGGAAAGUCAGGGUUUCCGUCGUCUUUACCCCAUGCAUUUUGAAAGAAGGAGGGAAUUGAAGAAGCUAAAUCACUCACUGCUGGUGAAUUUCCUUGAUCUCUUAGAUUUAUUAGUACAUUGUCCCGAUUCACCAAAACGAGCUGAGAAAGUAGAAGAUCUCAGUCUUCUGUUUAUUCACAUUCAUCAUCUUCUAAAUGAAUUCAGACCACAUCAGGCUAGAGAAACAUUAAGAGUCAUGAUGGAACUGCAAAAACGUCAAAGAGUGGAAACUGCUAUGAGAUUCCAGAAGCAUUUAGAUAAAGUUCAGGAUAUUUUGCAAAAUGCUCUUCAAAGUUUACCAGAUCAAAAUGAAAUGGAAUCAAACUUCAAGGUGCCGACGGAAAUUUUAGAAGAUUACAAUCAAACUGAUAGUGCUAAUAACGACCCAUGCUAUGAAUUGGAUAGAAUUAUGUGUAAUAUUGUUGAUAAUAUGAGAUAA
Messenger RNA from Danaus chrysippus (African queen), 657 nucleotides. The record is from the annotation of a GenBank genome assembly. Lineage: Eukaryota; Metazoa; Arthropoda; Insecta; Lepidoptera; Nymphalidae.